Acytostelium subglobosum LB1 is the source of this 927-nucleotide messenger RNA. RefSeq lists its product as hypothetical. Lineage: Eukaryota; Evosea; Eumycetozoa; Acytosteliales; Acytosteliaceae. Gene Ontology annotation, biological process: regulation of catalytic activity. Bases 1 to 927 code for a protein of 308 amino acids. The transcript has a single exon. Gene Ontology annotation, cellular component: lysosome. Gene Ontology annotation, molecular function: cysteine-type endopeptidase activity. The record is from RefSeq and is a predicted model, not a curated record.
AUGAGAUUCUUCUCCACUGUCUUGAUUGCCCUCGCAAUCAUCGCCGCUGUCAGCGCUUAUGACUUCAACGCCAAGAUUUUGAACGACCGCUUCAUCCAGAGCCACAACGCCAAGGGUGCCUCAUGGGUUGCCGGCCGUAACGCAAGAUUCGAGAGCGCCACCAUCGGUGACGUCGUCUCCUUGCUCGGAACCAAGAAGCCAAGAAACACUCCAGAGGGACCAGCCGUCGUUGCUGACAUCCCAGCCGCCUUUGACGCCCGUACCAACUGGCCAGGUUGCAUCCACGCCGUCCUCAACCAGGGCCAGUGUGGUUCAUGCUGGGCUUUCGGUGCCUCCGAGUCCCUUUCCGACCGUUUCUGCAUUGCCUCCAAGGGCGCCAUCAACGUCACCCUCUCCCCACAGGCUCUCGUCUCCUGUGACACCGUCCUCAACCAGGGCUGCAACGGAGGUAUCCCCCAGGCUGCUUGGGAGUACAUGGAGGCCAAGGGUCUGCCAACCUACGACUGUUUCCCAUACACCUCUGGCGCCAACGGCACCGAGCCACCCUGCCAGAAGACCUGUUCUGACGGCUCCACCUACACCCUCUACAAGGCCAAGACCCUCACCCUCCAGACCAUGAACUCCGUCUCUGCCAUCCAGGCCAACCUUGUUGCCUACGGCUCGAUCGAGGGAUCCAUGGACGUCUACGACGACUUCAUGACCUACACCUCCGGUGUCUACGUCCAGUCCCCAACCGCCAAGUACCUUGGAGGUCACGCCAUCAAGAUCAUUGGAUGGGGUCACGACGACGCCUCCAACCUCGACUACUGGAUUGUCCAGAACUCCUGGGGAACCGACUGGGGUAUGGAUGGUUUCUUCUGGAUUGAGCGUGGUGUCAACAUGUGUGGUAUCGACCGUGAUUCAUCAGCUGCCCAAGCCAACGUUUAA